Mesorhabditis spiculigera is the source of this 1821-nucleotide messenger RNA. The record is from the annotation of a GenBank genome assembly. Lineage: Eukaryota; Metazoa; Nematoda; Chromadorea; Rhabditida; Rhabditidae.
AUGGGUCUACAGGCACGGGGGAGUUCCCGGUUCCGUCCGAGUACUCUAUUCUUGUUUCUGUUGGCCUUUCAGCGGGUGGCCGGCCAGUUGACUGACAUCUGCGAUCCUUAUAUUUUCUGCUUCGGCCCGAACCAAUGUAACGAGGGCUUCGAGUGCAACUUGCUGACGAAUCAAUGUUGCGUAUUUUUGACUACGACCACUACAACAACAACUACCACUACAACCACUACCACAACUACAACCACGACGACAACAACAGCGGACACGACAACAACUACGACAGCAGCCACCACCACGACUACUGAGGCGUGCUACGACAAGGCUUCAACAAACGGCCUGUCGGACUGCGCAAGAAGAGCCUUUCUCUGCAAUAGUCCGAACUACUACGCGGUGAUGACGGAGGAGUGUGCGCUGACGUGUGGGCGGUGCUCGACUACUUGCGUGGACGCCGGCUCUAACUGCCUCGCUCAAAUCGCGCUCUGCGAUCUACCGCAGUACUACAGUAUAAUGUCGCAGAACUGUGCGCUGACAUGUGGAAGGUGUACCGCUACGUCGACAGUUACCUGCUCCGACCAAGGCACCGGAUGCGCCGAGCGAUCAUUCCUCUGCUUCGAAAAUGGCUACCGUACCCUGAUGGAGCUGGAGUGUCCGCUGACCUGCGGUUAUUGUUCGAUCAGCUCGAGCACCGAUUUUUCGCUUGAGGCCGCGCUUCAGGCUCAGAAUUCCGUCCAAACCUAUCUGCCAUCUUCGGCCCUACAAUCUGUUAACAGCAUUCUACAAUCUGGAGCUAUUCAAAAAGCAAUCGAUACGGCAAAUGACAUACGAAGUGGAAAACUUUCCAUCCCCAAAAUCGAGAUGGUCACCGUGAGCACCUAUCAGGUGAACUGCAGUGGGAAACGUUGCAAGCCGUCGAAAAAGUGGAAAAACGCUACUUCUACCGAAAUCCUGCACCUCCCCGAGCCGCCUGAAGAAUCUUUCCGGGUUGGCGAGCCGGAAUUUGGAAAUCACGUUCGAUAUUCCCCAAGUUCUUCGCCAAUUUACAACCCAAAAAUCAUCCCAAUUCCCCGGGCAUCGACAGAACAGGGCAUUUUCCAGCCUUUCCAGCAAUUCUUUUCGAACCUCAACAUCCCCGCCGUUGCGCCAAACUUCCCGUUGCCUUCCCAGUUGCCAAGCUCGGUUUAUGGGCCGCAACCUCAACCAUCCAUGAACUCCGGAAAUUAUGGGCCGGUGGUCUCGAAUUCGGUUGUGGUCCAUCCUCCUGCCGCAACGCCAUCGCCUACCGGUGCUGAAUAUGUGCCUAGCGCCGGCGAGAUUCAGAUUAGUCAGGCCCUGCAAACACUCUCGCUCAACCCGAUCCUAACGCUUUCACAACUGCUCGUCGGCGUUGGCAAGAAUAUGCAGCGGAUGCAAGGGCCGGGUAGUAGCCCAACCCAACCACCAGCUUCAAAUACUUACAUCUCAAACCCGAACAGCCCGUUUUUCGGACCCAGAAGGGCGAGAAACAUGCGAAAUGGCGAGAUCAGCGACAAGAGCCGAGAGAUACUCCGCAGUAGAGUGGAAGCGCUACGAGCAACUGAAGGCGAAACAACGGCUGUCAAAAAGUUAUCUGGCUUCCUGGCUGCGAUUCGGCCGGAAGAAGAGUCUAAAUUGACGCUCGUCGAGCCGGAAGAAGCUACGACUCAUCUGCAGCCGACUCAGCUUUUUGCCACCGGCAAGAGCAUCACGGCAGAGACCGACCCGGUCCCUGGGACAAGUCGCCGAAGCCGAAAUCGUAGCCAAAAGCAGCUGGAAGACACCAUGUUGCUGUUCAAUGAAAAUGCA